AUGGCCCACCGAGUCUUCGUCGACUGGGAGCUGUGGCAGCAGAUGACCUUCGUUCUCGCCUGCUGCAUCGGUAUCGUGUUUAUUAUUGGCUUCGUCAAGCUAUGGUGGACGAAUCGGUUAAUGGCGAGGCUCGAGAUUAUCGAUGCCGAGAAACGUGCUCAUGUAUCCGAAAUGGAAUCUACCGGUCUGCCUCCACAGCGGAAACAAUCUGAGAUUCCUUUCGGCGUCCGUGCCAUUCAGUCUGGUGUGGAGGUUGACGGCAUUUGGAUCUCACGUCCUGCAACCCCGGCCUCCGAAUCUCCCCCGAAUUCAGCCAGGGCCAAGGGCAAGUAUGUCUCCAUGGCUCCCGUCUCACCUACGUCUCCGAACCCCGAUCCCUUCAGUUCUCCGACAUCGUCACGUGGAAGCUAUGCUCCGCAGACAUAUCGACCCAAGUCUAUGGCCCAGCGUAACAUAGGCCAGGCUGAUGCCUUGCGGCGCCUUGAAGGAGACGGGGAUGCCGCCGCCUAUCAGACAUACCAGCCCCGCGGCCACAACGAGGAUCCGUAUGAGUCUGGCUCAGCUGACCAACCUUCUGGAUCCUACGCCGGUGUCGAUGUUAGGGUGCCCAUCCGCCCGCCUGUCAAUCGCCAUUUGAGCAACGCUCGUGGCGGCGGUGGAAGCCCUGCUGAGCCCAAGACGGGUGGCGGUGUUCGCUCCUUCAGCGGUAACCUCCAGCUUCCCAAUAACGUAAUGUACUUCGCCCUCUUUAUCAACUCCGUUCUUCGGAGGAACCUCCGCGAUUUCGGCACCGGCGCGCCGGUCGCAAAGAUGUCUUCUACAGAGCUCCACCCCGGCACAAAGGGCUUCGCGGACGCGGCCUCGUAUGAUGCCUACCGGCCGUCGUAUCCCCCCGAGGCGAUGCAGCGGUUCCUUACUCACUUGAAGAUUGCCGACGCCGCGCAUGCUAAUGUUCUCGACUUGGCGGCCGGCACGGGCAAGUUGACGGAGGUGCUGGCGGCGCGGCACGAGGGUUAUGACAUCGUGGCUAUCGAGCCGCAUGAGGAGAUGCGCGCGGAGCUCGAGAGGAAGUCGUUGAAGGGCACGCAAGUCAAGGAUGGCUUCGCGGCCAAGAUCCCUUUGGAUGAAGAGUGGGGUGACGCGUGUGUUGUUGGACAGGCUUUUCACUGGUUCGCGAAAGAGGAAGCUCUGAAGGAGAUUCACCGCGUAUUGAGGCCGACAGCCGUACUGGGAUUGAUCUGGAACAUUGAAGACUACAACAAACCGCAACAUUGGCAUGCUAGCACGUCCUGGGAACAGUCUCUGAACGAACUCGUCUUUAGCCUCGGGUCCGACGGGCAGCCCCGCUUUCGCGACUUCGUCUGGAAGGACAUCUUUGACCGUCAGCUCGAUCCAAACCCUCUGAAGGCUGUCGCCAACAUCGUACUCGAGGGUGGGCGCAGAAUGCCGCUCUUUAGCGUUCCCGUCGGCGAGGAGAAGGUGCCGUUCACCGUCUGGCUCACCCCCGAUGCGGUCUGGAACCGCAUUCGUACGCUGAGUCAGGUUGCCGUGCUGGAGGGCGAAAAGGCCAAGGCUUUCAAGGACAAGUUUGAUGAGAUUUUGAGUCGAGAUACUGUCGAGAGGAACGAGAAGGGUGAGGUCGCGCUGCACGGGGUCACGUAUUUUGCCUGGACUUCGAGGUUGUAG
Molecule: messenger RNA, 1686 nt
Organism: Colletotrichum truncatum
Lineage: Eukaryota; Fungi; Ascomycota; Sordariomycetes; Glomerellales; Glomerellaceae
Source: RefSeq, a predicted model, not a curated record